CUUCCGAUGAGAAAGAACUGUAAAAUGUAAAAAGGACAAUGAAUUUUCCCGAUUUUUAGAGAAAAAUGACCAAGACUGCAGAUGCAACAUGAUAAUUACCACAAACCAGGCGUUAAUUUUACGGGAUGUUGACGGACAGCAUCAAGAUGAUCACAGAAGUGGAGGCACUGCUUACCAAAUGCCACCCCAGAACCUUAACACACCAACCCAACAACAGCAACAGCAUCCGGACCAGCAUCAGAUGAGUCAGUCCUUGGUGGAUCAACACACUGGGGUCAGCAUGGCUGACCAGCACUCAUCCCUUGACCAUGCCCACAGCAUGGCGGAGCAUGCGGCUCACAGCAUGCUGGAUCUCAGCGAGACAGGCAGUUCCCUGGAGCACCUGGCAGGGGGAGGUCACUCCGCCCAGUCACUGGCUGACUUAGGCCGAGGCUCGGACCAGUCUCUUGACUCCAACGCUAGGAGACAACAGCUGCAUGAUAGAAUUGGUUUAAAUGACGGGGGCCAAGGAAUGCGGCAGUUGGGUAAUGACAGAGACAUUGGGAUGGGCUCUGGAAAUAACAAUGGUAUGCGCCCCAUGUCGGGACUAGGGGACAGGAUAAAUCAGCCAAUGAGGAACAUGACUCCUGUGGGGGACAGUCGAGUGCAACAUUUAGGAAAUUCUAUGUCCUCGGAUGGGCGGGGGAGCGUGGGGCUCAGCGGUGGCAACGGGAAUGGUUUAUCUGACCAAGGAUACCCUGAGCAGUCUUCUCAAAGUUUGUUGGACUCAAUGUCUUCACGAGGCCGGCCACCUUCCAUGGGGGGUGGUGGUCAGCAUAAUCUGGACCAGCAGCAUGGCGGACACUCCCUGCCCCCGCACAUGAGAGGUGAGCACCCGUCCCACUCCCACCCUGGUCUUGUAGACCACCAUUCCCAGCAGGCUAUGGGUGGGGACAGCAGUAACCAUAACGGCCGAGGGGGCAUGUCAGCUUACGGUCUAGACAACAAUAACGGUCAGCUGCACUCGCGGCCAGGCUCCACGCUAUUGCAGGAGCCAAACAGUCGUAAUGACGCUCGUGAUCUUUCUCGUGCUGUGUAUUCUUCAUCAUCAUCAUCCACGGAUCGGUCAUCUGGUCACCAGUCUACAUCUCUUAUAGAGGAAACUAUCGCAGCGGUGGCGUCAAAUCUCAACAAGUCUUCACCCGAUGGGGGUCUCAUGCCUGGCCCCCUGCCCCCUAACUCAAUGAUGGGACACUUAGGGGCGCUAGGACUAGCACGGUCGAACAGUGCUGCGCCUCACAUGGGGCACGGGAGCGACGAAUCAUUGGCCGACCUGGUGGGGAGACACCACAGUCAUGGGAUCCCCAUGCUGUCUGAGAGGGCGAGUCAGUCUCUUUCAGGGCUCAUGGAUGACCAUUCUAUCGGGGCGUCGUCGUCCGGCCACGGUCAGGGCAGGGAGCUGGAGAAGACCCACCCCUGUUUGACCUGUUUAAAGAUGUUCCGUAGCAAACAACAGUUGGCCCAGCACAACCUGGUGCACACGGGGGUGCGCAAACACAUCUGUUCUUUCUGUGACCGGGCCUUCAAGCAGCUUUCACACCUACAACAGCAUGUGCGCAUACAUACAGGGGAGCGCAAGUACAUGUGCAAGUUCUGCGAGAGAGGGUUUAAGCAGCUUUCCCACUUACAAAAGCACACCCGAAUCCAUACUGGCGACACAGCACCGCCCAGUGACGACGACCAAAAGCAUGCUAAUGUGCCAGCAACACGCCAGCAGGACAUAUCCCGAGAGCGCAAGUACAUUUGUUCGCUCUGCGAUAAGGGAUUCAAGCAACUUUCCCAUUUGCAACAGCACUUCCGCAUACAUACGGACGAGCGCAAGUACAUCUGUUCUUGUUGUGAGCGGGGAUUUAAACAGCUUUCACACCUACAGCAACAUUUUAGAAUUCAUACUGGAGAACGCAAGUAUGUUUGCCAGAUAUGCAAUCGUGCAUUUAAGCAAAUGACACACUUGCAGCAGCACCAUAUCAUACACACGGGAGAGCGCAAGUACAUUUGCCAAGUUUGCAAUCGUGCAUUUAAACAAAUGACACACUUGCAGCAGCACCAUAGAAUUCACACAGGAGAGCGCAAGUACGUUUGCCAGAUUUGCAAUCGAGCAUUUAAGCAAUUGACCCAUUUACAGAAGCACCAUGUUAUUCACACUGGGGAGCGCAAGUAUGAAUGUCAAGUUUGCAAUCGUGCAUUUAAACAAAUGACACAUUUGCAGCAGCACCAUAAAAUACAUACUGGAGAGCGCAAGUAUAUUUGUCAAUGUUGUGAUCGUGGCUUUAAACAGCUGACCCACCUCCAGCAACACUACAGAAUUCACACUGACGAGCGGAAAUACGUAUGCCAGUGCUGCGACCGGGCCUUCCGCCAGCAGUCGCACCUUAACCAGCACUUCCGCAUACACACAGGUGAGAAGCCGUAUCGAUGUAAAUUUGAGAACUGCGAGCGGGCAUUUGCCCAGUUGUCCAAUCUUCAACAUCACAUGCGUAACCAUGACGACCAGGUAAAAAAAGAGGCCACUCGUAUUCACAAAUGUCAGAUUUGCCAUCGGUGCUACACAAACGAGAGCAGUCUGAAAUCUCACACUCUCAAGAUGCACAUCCAUAUCAAGCCCAUCGACCAACACCCACUCCCUACCCCAAAGAAAAGACGCAAGCGAAAGAAUAAGGAUCUGUAUGGUGGCGCCCCGACCAUGGUGCCAGUCUCCUCUUCCUCUGAUGGGAACUUCAACAACGUCAUGCAGGGCAUGAAAGCAGGCGGCUCACGGACACGCAGCCCCACAUCCUCUGACGAUGAUGAAAUUAUAUUUGUAGGUGAGCAGAUGGGUCCGCCACGCGUGGACAACUUCGGGGGUCCUGGAGGUGGGCUCGGUGGUCAAGGACAGAUGCUGCAAGGUCCAGGCGGAAGAGGUCACGACCUCAGCCAUCAAUUACAAUUCACUGGAAUGGGAAACUUCUCUCGUGGUGCCGAUCCUCUGGCGCUCCUGGCGUCUGCCAACAGGUUUACCCUCCAGGACAACAUGAUGUCCAGCCUGGGAGGGCCUCUCAACUCCUUUUCAGACCAGCUGGCGUUCAGAGAUGCGGCUCUUCUCAACAGUCGUUUUGGUGAUCUCAGAGGAGUCCCCGGCCAAGGCUCAAGCUUUGAUGACAGGUUCUCAUCAGGCAACUUCAACCAGCAGCAGCAACAACAGCAGCGGGACCGAGACGGCUUUGGGAACCACAAUGACAUUAACAGCCGGGCCAACAGCGCCUCCAACAGCGACAGCAACAUGCAAGCACAAAACGGCAACGCCAACGAGAACCGGAACCAGAUCCCCGCCCACAACCAAGGAAUGAUCCGAGGAUCUGGGAUGGGCGGCCUAGGUGGAAGCCUGGGCGGGAUGAUGCAUGGGUCCGGGCAAGGGGGACUGGGGGGUUUGAUGAAGCAGAUUAAACAAGAACCUUUGGAUUACUUCCCCUCUUCCUGCCACGGAGGGGAUCAGUUUUCUGGGAUGGGGGUCAACAGCGGCGGAGGCUUCCUGUCCCCCCAGCACCUGAUUAACUCCCACCUGCGAGGCCAGUUGCCUUCCCUGAAUGUGCCGCUGAUCCGGGACCACUUCUCCCAGCACCAGAUGCUGCCUCACUCAUCUGCUUCUCCUGUCACCUCCUCCACCUCCGUCACCAACGUAGCUCCAUCCUCCACCCCCUCCUCUCUUCCAUCCAGCACCCCUUCCUCCUUGGCGUCCCUCCCCCUCCCCUUGUCUCACAUGGGUCUCUAUCACCAGUCCCAUUUUUCCAGCACCCAGCGGAUGGGAGGUCUCCACCCAUCCCCGGCCUCCACCCCAUCCAGCCAGCUGUCUGUGGGAGGGGCUAACCUUCCCAGUAACCUAAGCACUCAAGGGGGGCGAUCCCCGCUGGAGCAAGAGGAUCUGCGCUGCUUCUCUCCACUUCGAAACUGAGCUAAAAAAAAAUGUGUACAUGUUGAAUUGACAUUUUUUUGUUGAAAAAAAAAACCAAGCUGUAACAAUUAUGAGAUGAGCACAAACUUUUUUAAAUUUUAUUUCUCUCAUGCUUGAAUUUAAUGAAAAAAAAAAUGACUGAAACAUUGUUGGUUAAAAGGGUAAUCUCCCUUUCUUGCUGUGAACCUCUGCCAUACUAAGAUGUUCCACCAGCUAAGAAAUCAGCCUUGAUCUCCCUGCCAAGACUACAUAUUAACUUCUAGUCCAUUACACCAACUGGUGUGGCUCUUCACCAGAACUGCCAUCUUACAGUGGAUCCAACACAGUACCAGCUGGGGUGCAAUGUAACUUCUAGUUUCUUUUAUGUCUUGCAUUUAUGCUGACCAGUUAUAUAGCUUCGUAGAACUGUCAAAGAUUUUUUCUGUGCAUAUUUUAGUCUAAAAUGUAUGUGUAUUUAUAUGCUGUUUACGUGGUAA
This is a messenger RNA of Physella acuta, 4443 nucleotides long. RefSeq lists its product as uncharacterized. Gene Ontology annotation, molecular function: RNA polymerase II cis-regulatory region sequence-specific DNA binding; DNA-binding transcription activator activity, RNA polymerase II-specific. Gene Ontology annotation, biological process: regulation of transcription by RNA polymerase II. The record is from RefSeq and is a predicted model, not a curated record. NCBI's taxonomy places the organism in Eukaryota, Metazoa, Mollusca, Gastropoda, Physidae. Gene Ontology annotation, cellular component: nucleus.